AUGCUUAUAGCCCAAAGCCGCCACAAGAGCUAUGCUGAUCAGAGGCGAAAGCCUUGGGAGUUUGAAGAAGGAGAACAUGUCUUUCUGAAAGUUACACCAACCGCUGGAGUGGGAAGAGCUAUUAGGACUAAGAAAUUAAAUCCCCGUUAUAUUGGACCGUUUGAGAUCCUGAAGAGAAUUGGGCCGGUAGCCUAUAGAAUUGCCUUACCAUUAUGUCUUUCAAAUUUGCACGACGUGUUUCAUGUGUCACAGCUUCGGAGAUAUACUCCUAACGCAAGUCAUGUUCUGGAACCGGAACCGAUUCAAGUAAGGAAAGAUCUAACACUUCCAAUAAUUCCGGUAAGGAUUGAAGACACCAGCAUUAAACGAUUACAUAGGAGAGGAAUAUUAUUGGUAAGAGUAAUGUGGAGUCGAGCUGGUAUUAAGGAACACACUGGAGAACUCGAAUCAAAUAUGCGAAAGGACUACCCACAUCUCUUUUCAGGUAAUUGA
Molecule: messenger RNA, 492 nt
Organism: Arachis ipaensis
Lineage: Eukaryota; Viridiplantae; Streptophyta; Magnoliopsida; Fabales; Fabaceae
Source: RefSeq, a predicted model, not a curated record